GCCAACGGCGUCCUCCGGCACACAGGGGGCGCUGUGGGCCGCACGGUACGCGGCAACAGGUUUGCGCUGAUGACGUCAGGACAAAAAAAACAGGAAACUCUGAAGAAACGAAAACUUCGAGACAUUUUCAAACCGAAGGUAGAUACAUUCCGAAGUAGCAUCCGCUUACUCGGGGUUUUAAUGCUUGUGUUGCUGAUGAAGACGUGAGCCGUGUCCGUGUCCAGAUGUCUUGCUUUGAAAACAAUAAGGGGACUGUGGAGGAGGACAGUUAUGAGGGAGCUGUUGGUGGAGAGCUGUCCGAAUGUGCUUUGGCGAUGCUGGAAAAGGACCGAGAAUCUCUGCUCAGUCCUUCAGAGGGUCCUGGUACCUUAAUGAGCAGCAGUUCUUCCAGUCUUCAGGCUGCAACCCCUCUCCAGGGUUAUGAUGUGGAGUUUGAUCCUCCCCUAGAGAGUAAAUAUGAGUGCCCUAUCUGCCUCAUGGCUUUGAGAAAUGCCAUUCAGACGCCUUGUGGGCACCGUUUCUGCAAGAACUGCAUUGAGAAAUCCAUACGUGACACAGGACAGAAGUGCCCUGUGGACAAUGUAAUGCUGUCAGAAGACCAGCUGUUUCCUGAUAACUUUGCAAAACGGGAGAUUCUUUCGCUAACUGUUCGGUGUCCAAACUCUGGCUGUUCUGAUAAAAUGGAGCUUCGACAUUUAGAGAAUCAUUUGGCACAGUGUCAGUUUGCUACUGUGCCUUGCCCACACUGCCAGCAGUCUGUGAGAAAGACCCAUCUAGAAGAGCACACCAGUACCGAGUGCCAAAGGAGACCUGUUUCAUGCCCAGACUGCAUGGCCUAUUUUGUUUAUGAAGAUAGAGAGCUUCAUCAGCAGCAGUGUCCUUUUGCCUCAGUGAGCUGUCAGUACUGUGAGAUGGACCUGCUCAGAGACCAGAUGGAAUCCCACUGUGACAUGGAUUGUCCAAAAGCUCCCAUCGCAUGUAAUUUCAGCAUCUUUGGAUGUAAAGAACGGAUGCUGCGUCAUAACCUGGCUCAGCACAUGCAGGAGUUCACGCAGAUGCACAUGCGUUACAUGGCUGAGUUCCUGCGCGGCCUGAGCCUCAACGGCACCACAACCAAAGCUCUGUGCACCCUGGGGCCUUCUGCCUCCCCCGAGGACCAGGGAGCUGCAGCGUCAGCCACCCCCUCAACUGGACCCAGAGGAGCCGGGUGCAGCGGCAGUAACUGCGCCCCCUGUCAGCCCAGCGAAGAAAUGCAGAGGCUCAGAGAGAUGGACGGACGACUGGUGAAACAGGAUCACCAGCUGCGAGAGCUCAUCAUUUUAAAAGAAACACAGGCAGGACAGCUGAAUGAGCUGCGGCGCAGAGUGUCCAUUCUGGAGGAGACAGUGAAGGAGCUGGAGGCCCAGCAGUGCCAUGGCAUCUUCAUCUGGCGUCUCCGAGGUUUCUCCGCCCACAUGCGGAGUCAGGAGGCGGGCCACCCGGUCGUUGAACACAGCCCAGGAUUCUACACAGGUCGCCCCGGCUACAAGCUGUGCCUGCGCCUCCACCUGCAGACCCCCAACGCCCCGCGCUGCUCCAACUACAUAUCGCUCUUUGUCCACACAAUGCAAGGUGUGUUCGAUGGGCAGCUGUCCUGGCCUUUUCAGGGCACAAUCCGCCUUUCCAUCCUGGACCAGGGCCCCGAGGGUCAGCAUCAUGUGGAGGUAAUGGAGACCAAACCUGACCUGCAGGCCUUCCAGAAGCCCACAAACCACCGCAACCCCAAGGGCUUUGGCUACGUCACCUUUCUGCACCUUCAACAGCUGAGUCAGAGAGCAUUUGUCAAAGAUGACACUCUGCUUAUCCGCUGUGAGGUGACACCUCGUUUUGACAGCAUACUUCAUCGAGAAGCACCAGCAGUGCAGCCUCGAGGACUUGAGGCAUCACUUUCAAGAGACUAGAGUCAGAUUGAGCUAUGAGAUACUGAACCCGCGUAACUGUAUGUUAAGGCGUCAAGUCAGUACAGACGGAGCUACCAAAACUUCAACCAAACAUAUUCUAUAAAUGUCCUGCAGUUUACUAGGUGGUAACAUUUCUAAUACAUCAUGCUUCAGAAACAAAUUCUGCAUA
Molecule: messenger RNA, 2109 nt
Organism: Sphaeramia orbicularis (orbiculate cardinalfish)
Lineage: Eukaryota; Metazoa; Chordata; Actinopteri; Kurtiformes; Apogonidae
Gene: traf6
Product: TNF receptor-associated factor 6
Exons: 8
Coding region: 225-1940 (571 amino acids)
Biological process (GO): innate immune response; regulation of apoptotic process; protein ubiquitination
Cellular component (GO): plasma membrane signaling receptor complex
Molecular function (GO): tumor necrosis factor receptor binding; zinc ion binding; ubiquitin protein ligase activity
Source: RefSeq, a predicted model, not a curated record